Messenger RNA from Exophiala mesophila, 1312 nucleotides. RefSeq lists its product as uncharacterized. The transcript is spliced from 2 exons. The record is from RefSeq and is a predicted model, not a curated record. Bases 41 to 1186 code for a protein of 381 amino acids. Lineage: Eukaryota; Fungi; Ascomycota; Eurotiomycetes; Chaetothyriales; Herpotrichiellaceae.
AGACCCAAGCCUGUCUUCAACGACAGCAACAGCAACAAUAAUGUCGCCUCCACCUGAAGAAAGUCCUGCGCCCGUGUUCCCUCCUCCAAUGGCAGCAAUGUUGCCACCACCAGUCCCAGCUUCGAAUCCAACAAGCUCAUCAAACUCAAGUCGCAAACGCAAGCGAAGUGAUAUCGACAGUGCAAAUGAAUCUAGCGCAUCGUCGACGUCACUCUUCUCGAGGAGGACGAAGCAAAAGAUUGUGGAGCGCAAUAACGGCGAGAGAUGCUGGCAUUGUGGUGGCGGUGCGCCAGACGUCGCUCAUGUUAUAAGUAAGAAAGAUGGGUCGUUCAGCAAAUAUGUAACUUGGGGCCUUCUGACAUUUGAUCAUCUCGGGGACGAGCAAAAUGGUCUUCCUCUUUGCCCUUCGUGCCAUCGAGCAUUCGACGACAUCAAUAACCCCGGCUUGAUAUUUAUUCCUACUGAUCUGGAGUAUUUUAUCGAUUUCGAACUCAAGGACUACCACAACCGACUUGACGUUGCGAGUCGACUGAGCCAUGUUCCUCCUCGAAUCGUUCCGACGCCGCAGAUGUAUGCUGAUUUUCUGAGAGGACGGCAAAUCCUGUCACCCGAGGCAAAAGGAGGAAGUUACUGGCGUUACACCUUGAGGGACUUUUUCCCGGUAAAUGCAGAUAAAAGCUUCAUCCCGGGACUGGGUCCAUUUAAAGAGCCAGGAUUGUGGUGUGGUGCGCCCAUGGCAGCGCUGAGACGUGCCUUCCAAGUUAUCAGCGAUCCAACCGUCGAAGGAAUUCCAGAGGAUCAACUCGAGCAGCUUUGGCAGCUGCGCAAGUUAUACGCCAGAAGGAUACCUUGUGCUGAUACACACGAAUCGCAUACAAGCGAUGUUGCGGAUCAAGAUAUCGGACACAGGACAACAUCAGACGCUGAAGAACCUGCUCAAGCAUCAGCCACUUCGUCAGCGACCUCUGCACCAGCGCACCACAUCACAGGCGCCUUUGUCGAUAAUAAUGAUCGAAGGAACAAUAGUCUCAGGUCUGAAGCCGGUGUCAGUAGGAGUUCCACCACAAAACCAACAUUUACGCCAACGCUAUCUCGGGAUGCGAGAUCCCCACGACUGCGAAAGUUUGGCAGUGGGGCAACCACCGAGAUCAAUAUCCAGCGAUAUCUUACCAUGCUAAAGUCGUAGAGGAGUGUGGUACAAGAGUUCCGUAAACUCAGAUUAUGCGUAUGUAGUUAUCAGACUAUUACAGUAUUACUCCGCACAAUAGAUCCACAAGCGACAAUAUUAUGGAACAGAAUUCGCCAAAUUCCU